This is a messenger RNA of Drosophila biarmipes, 1046 nucleotides long. Its product is annotated as circadian clock-controlled protein daywake. NCBI's taxonomy places the organism in Eukaryota, Metazoa, Arthropoda, Insecta, Diptera, Drosophilidae. The record is from RefSeq and is a predicted model, not a curated record. Bases 36 to 770 code for a protein of 244 amino acids. The transcript is spliced from 3 exons.
UAUCGUUAAGCUUUGAGCAUUUGUCAGUGGGAAUAAUGCAACUGAGCUUGAUAUACCUCGCACUUGUUGCUCAUCUAGUCGCAGCCAAACAAUUGCCUUCUGAUGUAGAAAAGUGUCGCUACCACGACGAUAAAUGCCUCUUGCGCAGCAGCAACUGGGUGAUCCGGCGGUAUGGAAAAACAGGAGUGGCUCAGAUGAAUAUAGAACCUGUGGAUGCCAUUAAAGUGCCUCCUUACGAGCUUAAGCGGGGGAAUCGCGAUCAGCCCUUCUGGCAUGACUGGAGGGUGAGCGACCAAUGGGUCUACGGUUUUGAGAACACCACCUUGACCAAGAUCCAAGGAUUCGACCGAGAUCCGAGGCGUUCGCAGGUUGAGAUACAUGGCCGAGUCCCCAGCGUGAGGUCCACGGCGCGAUAUAAAUUCAUCUCCAAGUUUCUCACUUUGAAAUUGAAUGCGACAGGUCGCGGCACGACGGAUUUCCAGAACUUUCGGUUUAUCGCCAAAUUCUCACUAACCGUCGACAACAAAGGAUAUGCUAAGAUCUACAAACUUAGUCUAAGUUUGGGUUUGGAUCGAUGGAUUCAAAACCUGGAUGAUCUUUUUGUGGGCAACACAGAUCUCACCGUAAUCGCUAACGAGUGGAUCAACGCGAACUGGAAUGAGUACUGGGUGGAUAUCGAACCAGAAAUAACCGAAGUUACGCGUCGUUUUUUAAUUAAAAAGCUCAACAGUGUUUUCUCCACGGUGCUCUAUAAAGAUUUCUUUCUUUAGGCUUCUUGGAGCUGAUUUCAUUCACUUGAUUCAUUUACUCUCAACUCACUGAUUUAUUAAAAAAAUAUUAUUCUGGUAUGGUGAAAGCUUGAAAGGCAGUAGCUUUUCAGCUGAGAUCACUUUUUACAAGGAGAGGUCAAACCAGAAGUGUUAAUUUAAAGCAGUAAAUUAUUUAAUGACAGCACUGAGAAGAAUAUAAAAAUAAAAAAGCUAGCCGGUAACGUUUAAGCAUUCGCGUCGUGAUAUAAAUUUUAAUAAAAUGAAAUUUCCAUUUUA